This is a messenger RNA of Cucurbita pepo subsp. pepo (vegetable marrow), 908 nucleotides long. Its product is annotated as peptide methionine sulfoxide reductase B5. Gene Ontology annotation, molecular function: peptide-methionine (R)-S-oxide reductase activity. NCBI's taxonomy places the organism in Eukaryota, Viridiplantae, Streptophyta, Magnoliopsida, Cucurbitales, Cucurbitaceae. The record is from RefSeq and is a predicted model, not a curated record. Gene Ontology annotation, biological process: protein repair; response to oxidative stress.
UUUCGAAGUCCAAGCAAUGGAAACCCUCAUCGGCGCUUUCUCUGCAAAAUAAUCUUCUCAUGGGCUUUUCCGUUCUCCGAGCUUCCCCUCUCUCCUCCUCCCGAGCUCUUCUCUGCAACCCCACGUCCGUCGCCGCUCUUCCCAUCCUCCGUCUUCCUCUCCGCUCUUCUCAUCAUUCAUCGCUCUCCCUAACCCAUUUCGAAUCAUCUUCUUCCUCGGCGAAUCGUACUUCUUUUGCCGUUUCUGCUACUCGAUUUGGUGGGGCUUUUGCUUUGAGACCUCGUAGCUUCCGUCGGGGCCGUGUUUUGGCUAUGUCUUCGCCUAAUUCAGUCCAGAAAUCGGAGGAGGAGUGGCGAGCCAUCCUCUCGCCCGAGCAGUUUCGAAUUCUCCGGCAAAAAGGAACUGAGUAUCCAGGAACUGGCGAAUAUGACAAGUUCUAUGGCGAGGGAGUUUAUCACUGUGCGGGAUGUGGAGCACCCCUUUAUCGAUCGAGCACGAAAUUCAACUCCGGCUGUGGUUGGCCAGCAUUCUUCGACGGUAUUCCUGGAGCAAUUAAAUCCACUCCUGACCCUGAUGGGAUGAGGAUUGAAAUCACAUGUGCUGCUUGCGAUGGUCAUCUGGGUCACGUAUUUAAAGGAGAAGGCUUUCCAACACCUACAAACGAGCGCCAUUGUGUCAACAGUAUUUCACUCAAGUUUUCUCCUUCUCCAUGAUUUCUUGUUUCAAAUCUCUAUGUUUUUUUCUUUUUUGAAUCUCGUGUUUGUAUUUAUAUAACCUGAACUCAAUAAGCUAUUUACGACCUCAAAAGGUGAACAAGGAGAAGGGAAGGAAAAGAGCUUGUUUUUCUUCUUCCAUUCUAUGUACAUUUUGGUGACGUGUAAGUAAAUUUCUUCCCUCUCUAUUCUCGA